UGAUAGACUGCGGUUUCCACAAGUUGCCUCACUUCUCCCCAAGCGUGGGCGUGGCGACUACCGAGUCAAGUGACCGAGACAAGAGACUGACACUAGAAACCGACUCUAGAGACCGACAUAAGACACAGCUACUUAUAGUGAUAGACUGCGGGUUCCACAAGCUGCCUCACUUCUCUCCAAGCGUGGGCGUGGCGACUGUGAGCGUGGCUCCAAUAGCCAAGAACAACGCCACGCAGCGCGCGGGACGCGCGGGCAGGACUGCGCGAGGGAAGUGCUACAGGCUAUACACGGAAGAGGAAUACGACAAGUUGCCUCCUUGUGUGCCUCCAGAAAUAUCCAGAAGCGACCUAUCCUCUGUCCUGUUGCAGCUGAAAGCCUUGGGUAUCCAUAAUUUACUGCGGUUCACAUUCCCCACGCCUCCUCCAGCCAAAAGUCUUCUCUCUGGUCUAGAAACGUUAUACGCUCUGAAGGCCAUAGACAAGCUCGGCGAUUUGACCACAGACACCGGAGUGCUUAUGGCCGAGUUGCCUUUGAGCCCUAUGUGUGCGAAGAUGCUUUGUAACAGUGGCGAAUUCGGGUGCAUAGACGAGGCUUUGUCCAUAGCGGCCAUGAUGCAAGUAGACAGCGCGUUUGCAAAAGGAGGUACUGGCAAAGAGAAUAUCGCGGCUAGAAUGGCGAGAAGGAACAACUUUGAGGUAGCAGAAGGCGACAUAAUAAUGUACCUGAAUUUAUACGACGCGUUCGUGAAAGUGAGAGACGCGCAGCCGGACGAAAGACGCGCGAGAAAGGCGUGCAAAGACUGGUGCAGGAAGAUGUAUGUCAAUUACAGGGUUAUGGAGAAGGCAUGUGAGAUCCGAUGCAGCUUAGAGAAACUAGUCAAAAAUAAAUUUAAACUGACGAACAAAACCUUCGAACAACCAGACCUGGGAUUAG
Messenger RNA from Ostrinia furnacalis (Asian corn borer), 933 nucleotides. RefSeq names its product probable ATP-dependent RNA helicase DHX35. Gene Ontology annotation, cellular component: catalytic step 2 spliceosome; intracellular anatomical structure. Gene Ontology annotation, molecular function: helicase activity; RNA binding. The record is from RefSeq and is a predicted model, not a curated record. NCBI's taxonomy places the organism in Eukaryota, Metazoa, Arthropoda, Insecta, Lepidoptera, Crambidae. The annotation marks the transcript as partial. The transcript is spliced from 7 exons.